Ruditapes philippinarum (Manila clam) is the source of this 1475-nucleotide messenger RNA. Its product is annotated as lysosomal proton-coupled steroid conjugate and bile acid symporter SLC46A3-like. The record is from RefSeq and is a predicted model, not a curated record. The transcript is spliced from 5 exons. The coding region runs from base 1 to 714 and encodes 237 amino acids. Lineage: Eukaryota; Metazoa; Mollusca; Bivalvia; Venerida; Veneridae. Gene Ontology annotation, cellular component: membrane. Gene Ontology annotation, biological process: transmembrane transport. Gene Ontology annotation, molecular function: transmembrane transporter activity.
AUGAUGUUGGUUCUUCUACCAGAAUCAUUUCCGCCGGAGAAAAGAAAAACAAGCAAAUCUCUAAGGGAAGUAGUUGGACACAGUUUCUCAUUUUUCAUAUCUAAAGACUAUGGCAACAACCGAUGGAAAUAUCAGUUUUUACUGCUAGCCCAUGGUUUUUGCGACUUUAGCUUUCUUGGACGCAUAGGUACAGAAACCAUUUAUCAAAUGUCCACGCCAUUUUGUUGGAGUGCUGAAAAGGUUGGGUUGUAUGGGGCGGCAAGGACUGUUGGGAUGAUGGUGUUUGGAGUGUGGUCUGUAAAAUUCUUUCAGCUAUUUUUACCAGAUGUCAGUAUUGCUAUGAUAGGUGUAUUGUCCUACGCCGGAUGUUUCAUUAUAACAGCACUAGCAAACAACAGCGCAAUGCUUUAUUUAGCGGCGGCUGUGUCAAGUUUUGGGCCAUUAGAGUCGAUAGUUAUAAGAAGUGUCGCGUCCUCAUUAUCUGAACCUAGUAAACAAGGCGCUAUAUUUGCAGCGUUCGCAUCUGUAGAAAUCAUUGUUAAUCUUCUUAGUAAUGUUGGAACCAGUGCCAUAUACUCUGUCAGUGUGAAGUUCAUGAGAGGCUUCGUAUUUUUAGUACUGUCGUCAUUUGAUGGUAUUGCUUUCGUUCUGCUCAUAAUAUUAUUGAUUGGAUGGAAACGUGAAGAAAGAAAGAUAACUGUGAUGAAGAUAUGAUAAUCUUUUAUUUGCUAUACAGUGCGUAAAGAAUGAUUACGUUUUGUGUUGACGGUGUGUACAAAGCAACAUCUCGUCUGCUGCUUUGCAUAAACAUUGUUAUACUGUGACUUAAUUGAUACAUAUUGUUUUGUUGGAUCAAGCCAUGACGUGACUGACUCAAGACAUCGUGUUGACUCCGUCAUUGCAUCGGUACAACGAGCCACGACGACUAUUUUGAACAUGCACAAAACAAAUUCCGAAGGUGAGCGUUUUCAGUGGGUCGCGGAGUAAAACGCCAUAGGGACCCAUAGCCGGGGUUGAAACCCUGUGACAGUUUGCUAAAUUUUGUUUGUCGAGAAAAAUCAAGUUCGAAGUACGAGUACGUUUUCCUUAAAAUACUGAUAAAAAUUCGCGGGUGUGACGGGGGUGUUACAAAUGAACAGAAUUUUAGCAAUUCAAAUUCUACGGUAUCAAUUUGUAAUGAAUCCAUAUCUUUAAGUCAAUACGAUGUAAAAAAAAAACAUACCGGUAUAUAACUUAAAUGAGUAGAACAGAACAGUUCUAUUCUGUUGUUGUUGCUUUUUUGUAAAACAAAAAAAAAGAAUCUAUUAAUUGAUGCGAAUUGGGUUGUUGUUUAAAUUACAUUUAUUCCUGAUCUCGUAAAAUUAAAUGAGUUUGAUAAUGUGGGCAUACACGUGCUUUCAUUCAUUUGAAUUUGGCAAACAUUUAAUGAAUAGACAAGCAAUGGCAUUAAAUAAUGUUAAGAAUAAGAUCCUAAU